AUGGUAGCUGUCACCGUAUCUGUACCCGGGAAACCUACCGUCAAUCUUGAUUUCGCAAACAAACAUCCUGAUCAAGUCACCAUCAAGGAUGUCAAGAUUGCCAUUCAAGCAAAGUUCCCCAAGUUCGUGCCAAAUAGACAACGACUGCUCUUCCCUUCUGUUACUUCCACCUCGGACAAACCUCUUCCUCUGACCGAUGAAUCGAAGCCUCUAUCAACUUACGGAGUAAAAGAUGGAAGUAAGUUGAAAUUGAAGGAUUUGGGUCCACAAGUCAAUUAUCGAACUUUAUACUUGAUGGAAUAUAUCGGUCCUCUCAUUUUGAACCCGUUAUUAUUGAAAUUCUCUACGUUGGUCUGGGGUCAGUAUGAGUAUUCGGCUCUUCAAACUACCGUUCGAAACCUUCUCAUGAUCCAUUUCUUGAAACGAUUCCUCGAAUCAGCUUUCGUACAUCGAUUCUCAAGAGCCUCUGCGCCUUUGAAAUUCGUAUUUAGGAACUGUCUCCAUUAUUGGGGAGUAUCCGGUAUCCUCAUUGGAUUGACUUUGUAUCGACCUGGAUAUUCUGCGGAAGCUUUGAAAGGUACGAUUUACGAUAAUCCCAAUUGGAUCAAAGGUUGGGCUGUUUUCUUUUUGGUCACUGAAUUACUCAACCUCAAUACCCAUUUACACUUACGAUCACUCAGACAACCUCCCGGUCAACCUAGAAAAUACCCUACUGGAUUAGGUUUCGGCGUUGCCGUCUGUGCCAAUUAUUGGUUCGAAAUCGCUGGUAUUGUCGCUUUGGUUAUUAUGACUGGUGGUGAUAUCGGAACUAUUGUAUACGGCUACCUCGGUACAUCCAUGAUGAAAGUAUGGGCAGAUCAGAAAUACGCUAGAUACAAGAAAGAAUUCGAUCCAAAGGUUUUCCCUGGUAAACGAUACAAACUUUUCCCUCCACUCUAUUAG
Kwoniella mangroviensis CBS 8507 is the source of this 942-nucleotide messenger RNA. RefSeq lists its product as uncharacterized. The coding region runs from base 1 to 942 and encodes 313 amino acids. Gene Ontology annotation, molecular function: oxidoreductase activity, acting on the CH-CH group of donors. The record is from RefSeq and is a predicted model, not a curated record. Gene Ontology annotation, biological process: very long-chain fatty acid biosynthetic process. The transcript is spliced from 6 exons. Lineage: Eukaryota; Fungi; Basidiomycota; Tremellomycetes; Tremellales; Cryptococcaceae.